Messenger RNA from Peronospora matthiolae, 483 nucleotides. The record is from the annotation of a GenBank genome assembly. Lineage: Eukaryota; Oomycota; Peronosporomycetes; Peronosporales; Peronosporaceae.
AUGGUAGAGUUUGCCAUCAACAACUCGGUGCAUGCGUCCACGACACAUACACCGUUUUACGUGAAUGGCUUGCGCCAUCCGCGUGUACCCACCUUACUAGAGUGUAACUCUGGUUUAAGGGGGGGAGGGACUCGCGCGAGCAAAAACCGAUUUGGUUCACGCUCAUCACGCUCUGACGAAGAAGUCAUUGCGUUUGAUGCCGAUAUCGAUAACAUCGAUAUCGAAGAAGAUGAUGCCAGUGAGAGUGCGGAAGCCCUCACUGAAGACAAUGAUCCCAGUGAGAGUGCGGAAGCCCUCACUGAAGAAAAGGUUGUUGUCGCUGCAGUGCGCUCACAGCACACUGAAGCUAACGAGUCAUCAGAUGAGUUCAUACUGGCUCGUGAAACGGUAGUCCGUUUUGUGCAAGACUCCAUCGCCGAAGCGGUGGAUAAGCAAAAGCAAAACGCUGACAAGAAUGGAAGGGCAAACACUCUUUUUAUUUAA